AUGGCCUCCCGCGCCGGCCCCCGCGCCGCGGGCACCGACGGCAGCGACUUCCGGCACCGCGAGCGCGUGGCCGAGCACUACCAGAUGAGCGCGGCGCUGAAGGCGGAGGUGCGGAAGCUGACGUACGUGCACGUGGCGCUGUGGGCGCUGCUGGCGGCGCAGGCGGUGGCGGCGCACCUGAAGCUGGUGGCGCACGAGCGCGUGGCCGUGCCGUACCGCUGGCAGUACCCGUACCUGCUGAGCAUCCUGCCCUCGCUGCUGGGCCUGCUCGCCUUCCCGCGCAACAACAUCAGCUACCUGGUGCUGUCCAUGAUCAGCGCCGGGCUCUUCUCGGUGGCGCCGCUCAUCUACGGCAGCAUGGAGAUGUUCCCCGUGGCGCAGCAGCUCUACCGCCACGGCAAGGCCUACCGCUUCAUCUUCGGCUUCUCCGCCGUCUCCGUCAUGUACCUGGUGGUGCUGGUGGCCGCGCAGGUGCACGGCUGGCAGCUCUACUACAGCAAGAAGCUGCUGGACUCCUGGUUCGCCAGCACGCAGGACAGGAAGAAGAAGUGAGCGGGCCGCGAGCCCAGCCCGGCUGCCGGCAGGGCCGCGUCCAGCCCCCGGCCGGGCCGCGGGGCCGGGGGCCGAGCCCCUGGCGGGGGU
This is a messenger RNA of Alligator mississippiensis (American alligator), 642 nucleotides long. It is a transcript of the gene JAGN1, whose product is annotated as jagunal homolog 1. Gene Ontology annotation, cellular component: endoplasmic reticulum membrane. The coding region runs from base 1 to 552 and encodes 183 amino acids. The transcript has 2 exons. Gene Ontology annotation, biological process: vesicle-mediated transport; endoplasmic reticulum organization; granulocyte colony-stimulating factor signaling pathway. NCBI's taxonomy places the organism in Eukaryota, Metazoa, Chordata, Crocodylia, Alligatoridae. The record is from RefSeq and is a predicted model, not a curated record.